GAAAAUUUUGUAAUGGCGGACGUCCUAACCCGUUGAUGGUUACAGAGAGAAACCUGAGGAUAAAUAGCUUAAUCCGUGUUAGAUCGACGAACACUUGGACUUGUGUCCGAACGUAGGAUUUUUGCGCAGGGCUGCGUGAACAUUUUAAAGAGAGAAGCGCAGAAGAUGUCGAUAAUGGAAGGGACUUUGUGGAAAUGGACGAACUAUCUAAGUGGUUUGUAAUAUUUUAUUUCACAUCUCUGCUCUUUUGUUGUUGUUUAGAUUUUGUUCCGUGUUGUAACUGAAUUUUAUAAGCGUGAUCUUGGUCGCUUCUCUUUCCGACUUAUGUAAACUUUGCCUUUUUUGUCAACAUUUAGACGUAUUUGUAAAGAAUUUUUUUCGAAGUGAUAAGUUACUAUGAAACGAUGCGUUGAUUUGUGAUUUUCCUAUUUCAUAGUAGAACGGCUUUCCUUUUAAAAUAUGGCGUUUGUAGAUAGACGUCUUCUUAAUAUUUCGGUGGCUUUUCAGAAGAAAAUGUCAUCAGAAAUUGUUUAUUUCUGUUAAGACUGAGACUUCCUUAAUACACAUGGGAGAAGUUCCCGCGGUUUUGAUCAGCGAAAUAAUUUACCCGGACAUGAUAACUUAUUUAACAUUACGGAAGAGUCAAACAAAGAAAUUCAUUAUUCAUUAAUUUACGCCCGGAACUACUUCACUUGCCGAGUCAUAGAUUAAGCGGUUUAGUGAAUUUAUUUGUUGAUUUAAUGUAGUGUGUACUGUAUUUACCACACUCUCUAGGUGGUUAUUGUGUAAAAUGAAAAUGUCCGUGCUGUUGGGAACUUACACGAAAGCACGGAAACACAACAUGGCAAUCGGAAACGGUUAUUAAAUUUCAGUUUUGUUGAAAGGAUCUAUUUGAAAUCCUUUGUCAAAGGCCAACCAUGUUAUCAUUUUCCUGGAUGCCAGAAAUAACGUAUUAAUGACAGUGUUUUAUCUGUUUUACAGCUACAAAUGUAUGUUGUCCUUUAUUGAGUAUUAUUUUCCCAGCCAUAAGCUUUUUUCUGUGCAACUGUACUUGUAGCUACUGCUAUUUUGCUUUCACCAUGGAAGAUCAAAUUUAUAGAUCAAAAGAACCUCUUUCCUCAAAGGGGACUCAGAAUUUCUUCUUUGUCCCACACUUGUGACAAGGUGAAAAUCAUCUUUCUCUAUUUCUUUACUGAGCUUAAUUACUUACCAUCUUUCUUACUCUAUUAACCCUUUCACUCCCAAGAUCUAAUUAGUAAUUCUCCUUACUAUCUGCCAUACUAUUCUUAUGAUGUUAGUUCAGAGAAUUUGGUAUUGGAUCAACUAAUAAUCCCAUAAUUCAUAUUCUUCUCUAUUCUCAUCACCUGCCUGCUUGAUAUUGUAUUGAUAUUGUUAGGAGAAAUUCUGUCUUGGUCACUUAUGGGAGUGAAAGGGUUAACAAAACCUCUUUCCUGUUGACAUUCUUGCCUUCCAGUUAUGGUGUGAUGCUGAUUUUCAUAAAAUGCUUAGUUCUUUUUUCUUCACUCACUCAACUAAGGAAUGUAAAGAGUAGGUCUUUUGGCAGUUUUAUAAGUGAACUCCCAUAAGUGACCAAGGAAGAAUUUCUUCUUACAAGAUAUAAAUCUAUUGUCUAAAGUUGGACACUAAUAUCUAAAGUUAUACAUUAGUGUCUAAAAUUGACCACUUGUUUCCAAAAUCGGACUCUAAGUUUGUCUAAAAUGUGACACUAGUUUCUUUAAACGGAUGGUCCUGUCUAUGUUUGGUGUGAAAUAUCGCUGAAUAUUUUCAUGAGCUGUACUGUAUUUUGACAAGCCCAUAGGAUGUCAAUACAAUCAGUGAGUAAAAAUACUCAGAGAUACCGCACAUGAAAACAUCCAAUGAGUUAUUUGUUAUCCAACUGUUUUUUAUGGGGGACAAGUUUCUAAAGAAACUGUGGUGCUGCGUCAGUGGGAGAGGAUAAUAGUGUAAUUUAGAGUUAUCAACUGAGUUGAAAAUGUAAAUUGGCCCCCUUAAAAGAUUUGAAGGCUGAUGUUUCAAGUAUUAGCCCUUUGUCAGAGCGAUUGGCAAUUGGUCAAUGGCUCUGACGAAAGGCUAAUGCUUGAAACAUCAGCCUUUAAACUAUUUACAGUGGCCAAUUUACAUUUUCAACUUAGUUGAUAACACUUAAUUACCCUGUUUUAUUAUGAGAACAUUUCUUUUAAGCAAGAAAAGCAACUAGAUAGAUAUAUCACUAAUUCUCCCCACUGGUAAUCACAUGAUUCUUAUAUUGCUGUUUGUGAGAAUUUCGUUUUGUAAGAGUAAAUUUAAUUUCUUACGCAGGAACACAACACACUGACCUGGCCAGGUCUUAAACUCUGAUCUUUCCACUAGUGUCCAGCGAGAUAUUUAUAGGCCUAUGCAUCUCCCACACAUAUUUCUUGGUGAUUAUGAAUACUUAUUAAAUUAUUUAGAAAAAUUGGUUUUGUGGUUUUAUUAAUUAUGUUUUUAUGCUCUUUCAGGUUGGCAGCCCAGGUGGUUUGUCCUAGAAGUUGGAGUGUUGGCCUAUUACAAAUCUCAGGAAGAGGUUGGGCUUGGAAGCAGAGGAUCAGUGAAAAUGGCUUGUUGUGAAAUUUCAGGUAAAUUAUUAACUUACAAACAGUUAAGAUAUAUUAAAGUUCACAAGGCAACCAGGUGGACAAUUAGAGAUGGUUUGAUGCUACUCUGGUUUAAAGAUUUAGUUCUGAGUUAAAUUCAUUAAAUCUUUAACCCUUUAACUCCCAAGAUCACAUUAGCAAUUCUUCUUAGUGUCUGCCAUACAGUUCUUGUAACGUUAGUUUGGAGAAUUUGGUAUUGGAUCAACUUAUCCCCUAAUUGGUAUUUUUCUUUAUUCUUGUCACUUUUCUGUUUGAUAUUGUAUUGAUAAUGUAAGGAGAAAUUCUGUCUUGGUCACGCAUGGGAGUUGUAGGGUUAAACCAGAGUAACAUCAAACCACGUCUAGAAACAGGUACUUAGAGUGUGUGGCACAAAAGAAAGGGCUCUAAAGUCAGUGUUUAACUUAUUCACCCUGCCUUGACAUAGCUUGUCAGAGUUUAACUCAUGCAUUUCACCUUGAUAUAGCUCCUCAGCUGGCUCUGUCCUUUGAAUUUCUCUCCCAAAAGUGCUAAAAUUAGUAAAGAUUGCAUAAUGGCAUGAGAAUUCAUUCUUGCUUUCAGGUGCAUAUAUCACAAUUUAAAUGAUAAGCUGAUUGAUACAUGAAUUUUGAUUGAUGGACAGACUUAAAUAUGAUGUCACCAUUGACAACAUUUGGGUUUCUUAUCAUAUCAAACAAAUAUGUUGCCAUGGGUCUGUAUGGUAAUAUAUCACAGAAGAUGCCAAAUUUUGGUAAGAACUGGUAGCUUUCCCCUCAUAUGCCACCUUUUUGUUCUUACCACAUUUUUCAUGUCAUCUGUGAUCUAUUACUGAAAAGACUGCAUGGCAAAAUUGAAUCUAUUCGUGAAAGCAAAGGAUAAGUAGAGUUCAAAAGUUGUAUGAAUUAUAACCAAAAGGAACACUUUUUUUCGCAAAGUUCACAAUCAAUAUUAAAGAAUAACAUCAGUAUACCCUGAUCCCCAUGCAGUACAUGUAAAUAAUCCAACAAAACCAUUUGUUUAGUACAUCCUACAGAUGCUGUUCGAAUUGACCUGAAGAUUCCCCCGGACCAAUACAUUUACCUUAGGGCUGCCACACCAGCUGAACGACAACAGUGGUUAGUUGCAUUGGGAACAGCCAAAGCAUGUCUGACAACAAUGAAACAUAACGGCCACUCAGAAGUGCCUGGAGAAUGUAAGAAAUUGUUUUAGAUACACCUUUAGUGUGCCUUAUCUGUUGUGAUUCAAUUUUGCCCUUAUUUUAAACAUUCUUGUUCUCCUUGUGGUUGAUAUGUUGUUAAGCUUGGUUUUGUAGAUCAGUGAAUGUUUAACCAUAUGUCUCAGAAUGUAGGGUCAGGUUAUUAAUUGUUGAUUGCAAUGUUUCAACUGAUAUACUUAUAGUCUUUGUCAGGCAAUGAGGUCAAAGGUUAAAUAUGCAUCACAUUUAUAGCACCUUGGUUUGCUGAUAUUGGUGUGUUUUAGUACGCUGUUAUUGGUGUGUUUUAGUGCGCUGUUAUUGGUGUGUUUUAGUGCACUGUUAUUGGUGUGUUUUAGUGCGCUGUUAUUGGUGUGUUUUAGUGCGCUGUUAUUGGUGUGUUUUAGUGCGCUGUUAUUGGUGUGUUUUAGUGCGCUGUUAUUGGUGUGUUUUAGUGCGCUGUUAUUGGUGUGUUUUAGUGCGCUGUUAUUGGUGUGUUUUAGUGCGCUGUUAUUGGUGUGUUUUAGUGCGCUGUUAUUGGUGUGUUUUAGUGCACUGUUAUUGGUGUGUUUUAGUGCACUGUUAUUGGUGUGUUUUAGUGCGCUGUUAUUGGUGUAUGUCAAUCCUCAUUAUUAUUCCAACUGCUAGAUGUUCUUCCCUCAUAUGCCUGUUUAGUGUUUGUUUGGCUGAUACACUUUUUGAUGAUGGGAAUCCAUUGUUCAGGAAUUUCAAUUCUUUUGUCUCUAUUAAAGUCAUUGGGAUGAAGUCUUAAGGGGGAUGAAUGAUAGAACAUUCACUUAUCAUUCUCCCUAUUAGUCAUUCUGAGCAAUGUCUUUUGUUAACAGCCAUGAGCCAGUUAAAGGAGAAGAUGCAAGAGCUGAACAUGUAUCGCAGUUUACUACUGCAACAAAUCAGCACCAUUAAGAUGCUCUGCAGCAAUAAAGAGGACAACCAGGUACUGAAAUAACACCCUGCAAAUCCUGCCUUUGAAGAUGCAUUUGAUAAUUGAGUGACUAGCAUCUAAUUUCUCCCUACUUUAUUAAACAUAAAGGACACAAGAAUAUUGGAUAUGAUAGUCAACUAAAGGAGCUCUAGAUUAUUCAACAAAUUCUCCUUGUCCUUACCAUAGGAAAUAUACAGAGAACGGUGGUGAGAAUUUGCAUACUGAUAUAGGGGUGUAAAGGGUUGCACAAUGACAUGUAAUUGUGUUUCUUAUCCAAAAAUCUCUUGAAGCAUUACUUAAUAUUUUUUUUGGUUAUUUUUGUUAAGGAAUUUGGAGAAGCAGCAACCAUGCUAUCUGCAACUUGCGAUGAAUUUCUCAAAAACAUUUGUGACUGUAUGGAUUUAGCAGAAAGUAACUUUGGUGAGUUAUUAUUUCACAUCAUAUAACUUCACUGACAUAUUUACCCUAUGCUGGUGUUUGUACUUGUACUUGUGAUUGCAUUGCUAGUACAAACUGAAGAAAGUUCUAAAUUAGUUUUUCUCCAAUCACAUACUACAAACAGCAGCGCAGCAUUUAAUGGAGCCACUGGGUCGCUUGGUGGGGAAUAUUACUUGCUUAUCCCAUCCAAUCUAGCCAAUCAGCAUGCAUGAAAAGCACUAUUUGUCUGUCUGUUAUGUGCUAAUAGGAGAUACAUAUUUUUCUUAUUGCUGAGUCAUUUCUGAUUUUUCCAGGGAGCUCCUCAUCUUCACCAUCUUCACCGUCAACUUCCAUGAAUAAGGUGUGACAUAAACAUUAAGUGAAUGAGGAUCAACAUCAGUAUCUAGUAAGCCACUGGGCACCUACCCCUCCCCUGACCCAACAACAGUCAACUGAUAACAUGUUAGGGUUAAUGUUGGGUCAGGGGAGGGGUAGGUGGGUGAGUUGUUGCUCAGAUACUGAAAUUGAUUGGUGAAUGAUUAAAAAAUAAAUUAAAAAAACUUUUUUUGAAGCCGAAAAUAUUUAUUUACCAAGAUACUAGUUUACACUUGAUUUGGAUCAAACAGUAGGUCCUGUCCUUAAACAGUUUUUUAACAAUUGUGAACAACUUUAAAGUUCUCUUUUUGCAAGGAUCCAGAUUUUUUUUGGUAGAAAGUGAGUGAGGUGAAGUAAUGUCAGUGAUAGUGAAUGAGUGAUUGGAAUAACUGAAUUUAUCUUUUCGAUAACAAGACGCCUGGAGGCAUUAACGUGGGGUACGUUGGUCGUUGUCUACAGUCACUCUGGUUUUACGUGAAAAAUGAUAAAUUUAAUGUUGAUUCUUCAAAGUACGGGAAUGAAAUCGAAAAAUAAAGGAAAUGAAAAAAAGUCAUUGACCCUUUAACUCCCAGAUCAAAUUUGUAAAUCUCCUUACUGUCAACUAUACAAUUCUUGUAAUGUUAGUUCAGAGAAUUUUGUAUUGGAUCAACUAAUUAUCCUUAAAUUUAUGUUUUUCUUUAUUCUCAUUACUUAUCUGGUUGAUAUUGUAGUGAUAUUGUAAGGAGAAAUUCUGUCUUGGUCAGUCAUGGGAGUUAAAGGGUUAACACGGGAUGUUAUAUGCGAUCACCCCUCCAAAAAUUAUCCCCAAGCAACAAGGCGUAACCUAAGUGAGAAGCACAAGCACGAGGCUAAUUUUCAUAUCUGACUACAACGACGCUGAAGCGAAUUCCCAACGUGGUCUGCCACAAGCAUCCCACAUAAUUAAACUGAUACAUGUUAUUAUUAUAUUUUCUUAUUUUUAGACUUUGACAUCAACGAAGCACAGUACUUUUCAAAAACAAUUACUCCAUGAUGGUCAUAGGUAAGACCACUUUGUAAGAGUGAUUAACAUCUUACUUCUCUUUACAGUAUCACUGUUGAAUAAAGCGUUGAGGAUGUGAGAAUAUGGAAAAUGAUCACCAGCUCAAAAUCGUUGAACCAAAUUCUUCAUAUCAGUACUACUGGAAAUGUAUAGAGAACAGUAUGGAAAAUAUGUUUUAGUUCGAAAUAUCAGUUAUUCACAGUGACUGUGAUACAUUUAUCAUGAUUUAAGCUCUGAGAUUUUGAUGUUAAUCCGCAACAAUAUCCGCAAACUGUUUUUUUUAGAACGUCAUAGUAAAAAUGAUAAUCAUGUACGUGAAAAUGUUACGCGCUUCUGAUCGGCUGAGAACGAGUUCGCAUUAACAUGAGUGCAAAGUACAAGAAGCGCGCGCACGCUUUCAAAAUUUCGUCUGUCUGGAGUUUCGGAGAUGUUUUUUUUGUACAUUAUUAACAAGUGGUAACUUGAUUUCUCUUGCAAUUUGGUGUAAAUCUUUCAAAGACUACAAAUUGCACUUGCUCUACUAGCACAUGCAAGUUUGGUGUCUUUGAAAAAUUUACUCGUGCUUAUCACGCCAAAUUGCAAGAGAAAUCAUGUUAUUACAUAUACAUAUUUUCAUCUUACAGGUCUGCAUCCCCUCCACCAUCGCCAACUCCAAGUGUUGCCAGUUCAUUUAGUUCUACUUACAAUGGUAAGUAACGACCCUGAUUCCACAAAUUCCCUAACGAACCUACAGGGCUGGUUUGGAGACCACAGCUACCACAGCAGUCAAACGUCGAGUAUGCGCAAGUGGAUAAAUCUUGCCCGGCCGCUCGCCAAUUUCCCGCGCAAAAUUUUUGAGGAAAACCAACGAAGCAUCUUGCAAAUGUUAUAAGAACUCUGUUCAAGGAAGUGGGAAGAGGAAAAACGAGAAACUUUUAAAACACGAAGUUUUUCUAAUGCGUGUAUCCUGCUAAUGAACCAUUUUUAUUUCGAACUUGCACACCUUGACUUACUAGCUUGUGUGGCUGUUUAUGACCCUUGUUACACAAUUUCGUUUUGACAGGCUGAGAGAACGCCUCAUAGUCAGUGCAACACCGGCACAUGCGCAGAUGUAUGACCACUGAGUUGAUUUUUAUGUCACUAUUGUCAGAAAUACAAAGCUGUUUUUUUAUUCCAGGACCACCAAGCGUCACAACCGUAAGCGACCAAUCAGUUCACAGCGAUAGAAUGACGUCAUCAGUUACCAAGCAGCUCACGACCCAGACUCCUAACCAAGUCGUUGGGAACCGUUCUUCAACAAAUUCCUCUGAGCAUAAUGAUCGCAGGCACGUGCAAGCUAGCGGAGUGUCGGCCAACCCCAGCCUCAAUCAUAAGGCGAAGUAUAUUGAAUUGUCUCGGAAUUCUCUCGAUUCACAGUCGUCGACUUCAAAUUCAGAGGAAGUUAAGGAGGAACCUUUAACAUUCUUCACUAGUGUGCAAUUUAGGUAAAUUUGAGGGAAGUAAGCAUUGUGUUGAAUUUAAGUUGGUUAAAAUGCUUUUGAAAACAGCCACCUUGACAUCACUUACAGCAUUAUUUUUCUGCUUAUUAUUUUGUAGAUUUGAGAACAUUCAGUUAGGACCAGACAAUGGUAUUCCCACUAAACUUUUUCUUUCGUCCUGUUCGUGUAUCCUACCGUUUCUCGGUAAGUAGCAACACCCUUUGAAAUUCUCACCACAUAGGGAAUUUUUGGUGGAAGGCUCGUGUAACUGAAAUAGUUUUGCUUUCUAUACCAUAAUGAAGCACUAUUUAAGGACACCGGUACGUUGGAACCUGGGUUAUCCUUGGCUUUCCUCUUCAAUGAGAGAAUCAAACCCUUUUUUUUCUUUCUAUGCUCGUGAGAAGUGCUUGACAUCUUGCAUAAAGUUUUUAGAUAACCUUUUACCCUCUAAGAGUGACUAGCAUCUAGUUUCUCCUUACAAUAUCACCCCUGAAUCGCACACGAAGGUCUUGAGAAUAAAGGAUAUGAUCAGUAACUUAAAAAGCUCUUGAUUGUGAAACAAAUUCUCCUGGACAGUUCCUAAGGAAAUACAUAGGAAACAGUAUGGAGAAUGUGUAUACUGAUAUUAGGGUGUAAAGGGCUAAAGAAUAAGCCCGUGAACGUUGGACAUGGGACUUUGGAGCGUGUAAACACACUAUGAAGCGACAAUGUUCACAUGAAAUGGCUUCAGCUUUUCAUAUAAAGUUGCAUCUGUAAAAAGGAACGACAAAAUAUACUUUUGCUUCGGACUUCCCCUUUUGUAGAAUGGUUGAUCGUUGGUUGCUGUCGUAGCGUAAACCCAGAGCCAAUUCAUAAACAAUAAAACAAUACAGUGCAUGUUGGCAAAUAUGUUUUAGGCCCAACCCUCUGUCAUUUAAGCCCACUCACGCGAGCGGGCUUAAGUACUCUUCAGCCCACCAACAUCUCCAUUUUAGCCCGCAAAAUGCGUCACAAUGCCGGAUGAAGUGAUGAUAAUUUGUACUAAUUGUUGUGUUUUUGCAGAUGUUCUUGGAUCAACUGCAUUUGCUCCUGUUAAACUGGAUAUCAGUGGGAAUAUAAAAGUAGGGAUUUGAAACAAAGCUUUUUCACUUAUUUUAUGGUGGCUAUCUAUAAGUUUAUUUUCGUCAAAACAUAUUAGGCCAACUGCGUAUGUGUGAAGUGUGAAAUAAGCUUACUAAUCACAUCGUAGCAUACUAGUUUUCAACAAAUCAAAAUAAAGGGAAAUGCCACAAGGUGCGAGUGACAACGCAAAGUUAACAGACUACGUUUAGCGCGGGAAAACGCGGAUGACACAGGAUAGCGUGAGUUUUCUAGACCAAUCAGAGCGUAGUGCCAUAAUAACCAAUGCAGUCCCGAGUUAUUUUCGAUACUCAGAUGAAAGUUGCUUUACUAAGUUAUCGAACCAAAUUUUGUUUUAAUCUAUUGCAGAAACUCGAAGCUAAACACGAUACGGAUCCGAAAGCGUUUGUCACGCUGCAAAAUAUUGUUUACCAAGAACUCAAAAGCAACACGUGUACUGUGAAAAACUCAGCCACGGACGCGUUACUAUGGUUGAAAAGGUGAAUAAAAUAAAAACUCUUCAUUUAGUCAGGAAAUUACUUGGAAAAGUUUUGGUUGACAGUGAAGUUUUUUCGCUGUGUUAUUGUGUCUAAAAGAUCAAAGGUGGCGUCAAACCGUUAAAGUAAGGAUGUCUAUCUGAAGCGCUUUUUGCAGAUGAAAUUUUACCGUAGACAAUUUUUUUACCAAAUAUUUACGGUUAACGGUCAUUUACCGCUUAAUACUGGUUGCCCUGCGUCAUUCACAAGAUGUGAAUACUUGUGUAAGACGAGUCUCUUACGUCGUCCUAUUAAAAAUCUAUUUCAGAGCUUUAGAGUUCAUGCAAGUGUUUCUCGCUGAAGUUGUUCGAGGAGAAAAAGAUCUCGCUGUAGCGGCAGGUAAGGGUUUUUUUUUUUUUAAUUUCAUCCACAUUUCAUGUAAAUAAAGGUCGAAAAUGACUGAUAACUUCUCUCCAAUUGUUUCAUUGGCUCACCUUCGUUUAUUCCCGAGUGAACCUCGUUGAGUGUCAAUUACCAAAUAACGUCAACGACCAAUCAGAACAAAGGUACUAUUACAAAUAGCCAAUGAGGACUCUGAAUCAAAACGGACGCACUGCCUUAACCCUUUAACCCCUGAGAGUGACCAGCUUCUAAUUUCUCCUUACAAUAUCACCCCUGAAUCAAAUAUUAAGAUUCAUAAGAAUAUAGGAAAUCAUCACCAACUUAAGUAGCUCUCGAUUGUUAAACAAAUUCUCCUUGUCAGCACCUUAGGAAAUGUAUAGAGAACAGUAUGGAGAAUAUGCAUACUGAUGUUAGGAUAUAAAGGGUUAAGCGCGAGGGAAUUACGAAUAGUUUUAGUUUUGCAUCUAAUCGAGAAUUUGAGACGAGUUUGUACCAAUCAAGAGAGAAGUGAACGGAAAACCAAAAGAAUGUAGCCCUGUCUAUCUUGCGACGCCCAACUGUAAAUUGCCCCAGUCCUUCGCCGUGAUCAACUGGAGUGUUAUUAGCAGUUUCGGUCGCGGUCAAGCGCCUUUCCAACUGAACCUUCUAUAGAGGUCCUUGGUAAUUUACUGUGCAGUCGUUCAAUGUUUUAUUCCACGGGCUAGAGUUUAAUUAAAAGUUACUUCUCAGGUACGGCUUACGGCAAGACGCUCAGAAGAUAUCAUGGUUGGGUCGUUAGAGGGGUUUUCGCUGUAAGUAUAAGAAGAUUUAAUAUCGUAAGACUUUUGACAUUUUUUUUUUAAUUUCUGAAAUCAUCACGAAGGUUGGAUUAUUGCUUGAUCAUUCUACGUGAUUUAUUUGUAGUUGGCAGUUAAAGCGGUGCCAUACAGAUCGGAUUUUCUUACAGCUCUUGCGACCACUGAAAAGGGCUUGGCCACUCACAAGGAUGUCAUACGGGACAUGAAGAUGUGCGUUGAGGGACUGAGUCGAUUUACGAACAUUAUAAACCAGUUAUACCGGAAGCACAAACUCGAUUCGGAGGAGACCGUGUAACGACGUCACGCUUCAUUUCGGCGGGACCGUUCGUGACAUUGUCACGCUUUUCCGCCCUGGUCACGCAGACAUACGAGGCUUUUGUCCUCGUUCUUAUGUAGUUAAUCACAUAGCUAGCUCAAAAUUUAUUUUAAUAAGAACUAUUAUUAACUAAGUAACAUAAGUAUUUAAGAACGACAGUCAGUAUAUAUAGAGUUAACUUUAGAUCUCGUUGCCUAGAGAAUGAAUAGAGUCAGGAACCCAUUACUUAAUGGGCUCCUGAUAAAGUAGUGUUCAGAGGACUCCCCCUCUACCGCUGUGAACUGGGUUCCAUUUCCAAAGGUGGCGUGAAAUGUGUGUUGAGAUUUUUGCUGGUUUUCGUUGUUGUGGUGAGGAUUUUUCUUUGGAAGCUGUGGUUUUCCUCCUUCUCAAAGCACCAACACUACAAAUUUCAGUUCGACUUAAUUCGUUAUCAGACUUUCCCUGGUUCUUCCCAAGCUGUUAUUGUUCCACGCAGAGUCUUCAAGCUCAGUGGCAGUUUCCAUUAGCCCUAUCACUCUCAAGAACUCAUCAGAAAAUCUCCUACUGUCUGCCAUACAAUUCCAAUGAUGUUAGCAGUUAGAAUUUGGUGUUGGGUCAAUUAAUAAUCCCCUUAAUGAUAUUUUUCUUUAUUCUCAUCACUUGCCUGCUUGAUAUUAGAUGGCAGUUGUGAGGAGCUUUGUGUAUAGAGCAUUUGACCGUAAAUAUAAUCAUUUUCCUUCGUUCGUGACAAAAUGUUUUUCUUUAACAGGCUGGAGUAAUUGUUCAAAAUCUCUUUUUUUUCUAGUUUUUACUGACUGUCGCUCGUAAUAUAUUGAAAAAAAUCAAGAUUUACCCAGAUACUAUAAAUCACAUUAGGUAAUUUAAAUACUGUUGGAAAUUUAAUUUCUUUUCAAUCGCCCAAUAGUUCAAUUUGACAAAAACGGUAAUCACACAAUUACCCUUGCCAUUUUAAAUACUAGUAUAACAGGUAGUUGGCAAAUUAUAGAUCUGAUUGGCUACACGAUGUCUUUAUUGAUUGGUGCCAGUCUCAAACCGCGCACGAUCAGUGAAAAAGUGAGCAAAGUUGCAAUUUCCUCGUCCCCUGAUCUUAUCGGCUCUUUUCAGGUAAGGCCUAGGCAUGAGAAGUGGCUUCUAAGAAACCUUAGGGGUCUGGGAACGAGAAUGGCCGACGCAGCAUGAUAUCGCCCGGAAUCAUGGUAUUUACUCAAAACUACAAUUGAAUCUAGCAAAACAGGAACGCUAUUAAUUUUGUUGUAGGGAAGUUUUAUAAAAAAGCAUUCAGGGAAAUGUAUCGUUCAAACUAACUGUACUUAAGUAAAUCAAAAAAUUAAAACGCUAUCAGAUGGUAACGGUUCGGUG
Molecule: messenger RNA, 12462 nt
Organism: Pocillopora meandrina
Lineage: Eukaryota; Metazoa; Cnidaria; Anthozoa; Scleractinia; Pocilloporidae
Source: the annotation of a GenBank genome assembly